Messenger RNA from Cuscuta campestris, 755 nucleotides. Lineage: Eukaryota; Viridiplantae; Streptophyta; Magnoliopsida; Solanales; Convolvulaceae. The record is from the annotation of a GenBank genome assembly.
CCCGCGACCACCACCAUCAUCAUGCUCGCCUCGUUUCCCAUUCAUUUUCAUUUCGUAUUGUAACCUUUCCGAUCCGUUAAUUUCUAAUCAGGCGGCAGGUAAUUAAUCGCGGAAGAUUUUCGAUCAUCACCUCCUCCGUCCUAACGUAACAAAACAAGAAGAAGAAGAAUCUGGAAGAUCGUGGUUAAGGUUUAGGGGAAUCGGAGAGUUUCAUAUACAGAUCUCCGGCAAGAAAUGGGAGGAAAUGGAGCGGCCAAGCUGGACGACCAACAGAUUGCCGAAUUGCGGGAGAUUUUCCGGUCGUUCGACCGCAACAAGGACGGGAGCUUGACUCAGCUGGAGCUGGGAUCGCUGAUCCGGUCGCUCGGACUCAACCCGAGUGCCGACCAGAUGGAGUCGUUGAUCCAGAAGGCCGACCGGAACAGUAACGGGUUGAUCGAGUUCUCCGAGUUUGUUGCGCUGGUGGAGCCGGAGCUCGUGCCGGCCAAGUGCCCAUACACGGAGGAGCAGCUCUUGAAGAUAUUCAACAUGUUCGACCGGGACGGCAACGGAUACAUAACCGCCGCUGAGCUGGCGCAUUCCAUGGCCAAGCUGGGCCAUGCCUUGACGGCGGAGGAGCUGACGGGGAUGAUCAAGGAGGCAGACACCGACGGAGAUGGUUGCAUCAACUUUCCCGAGUUCGCUCAGGCCAUAACCUCCGCUGCAUUCGACACUUCCUGGACUUGAUCCUCUCCCCCAAGUUUCCAUAGCUUUUU